Molecule: messenger RNA, 1723 nt
Organism: Osmia lignaria (orchard mason bee)
Lineage: Eukaryota; Metazoa; Arthropoda; Insecta; Hymenoptera; Megachilidae
Product: small ubiquitin-related modifier
Molecular function (GO): protein binding
Source: RefSeq, a predicted model, not a curated record
UUCAAAUUCUUAUUUUUAGAAUAGAAGACUGUGCAACUGACAAAAGCGCGGCGCCAUAUUGCAUGCUUGUGUUUGGUUACUGUUCUGGCGCGUGGUCGACAAUUGUUAUAUUUAAUUAACUAUCAUGUCCGAUAAUCAGGAACAAAAACCCGAAGCCGGCCCAGGCGACGCAAAUUCCGAAUACAUCAAGCUUAAAGUCGUUGGAAAUGACAGCAAUGAAAUUCACUUUAGGGUAAAGAUGACCACUCAAAUGGGUAAACUCAAGAAAUCAUAUAGUGAUCGUGUGGGUGUACCUAUGACAUCUCUCAGGUUUCUAUUUGAUGGUAAAAGAAUUAAUGAUGAUGAAACUCCAAAGCAGUUGGAAAUGGAAAAUGAUGAUGUUAUUGAGGUAUACCAAGAACAAACAGGUGGUCACUACUGAAGAAAUUGAAUCUAUCAUUCAGUUUCAACAUCUUUUGAAGUGAAAGUGACUAUCAUAAACAAAUGGACAAGUUUAUCAGUAUAUAUAUGUAUGUUAAAAAAUAUGUAAUUUGGUUUUUUACGUAACAUUUUGAUGUGCUGUUCUACAUUCCUGUAACAUGGCAAGUUUAAGGACCAUCAGCAGUUAGUUUCAUACAUUGUAUACAUUUAACCACUUAAAGCAAAAGCAAAACAAGAAAAAAAAAGGAAAAGAAAAUAGAAAAAAAUAAUCACGCCUUACAGCCAUGAAUUUUGUCCAUUGAUAAUAACUAGCAAUGUAUUUGCAAUCAACAGACUUUUUAAUUAAUAGAUUUAGAUCGCGAGAAUUUCGAGAAAUUAAACUUUACGUUCGUUAUUAAAACAUGAUACAUAUUGUAUAACGUGAACAUGAUUUAAACAAAAAUUGUUGCGUUUAAGGUGCGUCUAUAAUAAAAGAAAUAAUUGUAAUAUUUUCCUUUUGCCUUUUUAAUGUAACAGUGACACAAAUAUUUUUAAUUUUAAAACCGUACAUCGAUGAUACGAAAAAACAAUUUGUUUCUCUAUCUAACAAACACGUAAUAGUUGAUUCAAUGUAAGUAAUGUGGAUGCUGGUACAGAAUUUAUUGUAAUAAAUUUGAAGUAUUAUGUAAGGUAUUACAUUAGAUAACAGACCAUUAAAUAACAUACAAUGUUGUACUUCUAAUUCUACACAUUUUACAGAAUACUAUUUAAAUUGUAGUAAAAGUAAAAAUUAGACGAAAAUUCUACAGAUUUAUUAAUUGUUUAACAUAUUUGAUUCUAUAAGAGCAUCCUUAUUACAAGAAUUUUUCAGUGCUUUAAUGAGACAAAAUUUUUACAAAUUGUAAUAAAAGUUAUUCUUGUACAGAUAAUUAAUACAGUUUCUGUUCUUGUUACUAAUGUGUAACAAUUGAUCGGUAUUUUUUUCACUGUUGCCAUUGCUUUUUGAAUGACAGGCAAGUUUUAAACUAAUAAAAACAAUUUAAGUAGGUACGUCUUUAGGCGGGAUAAAUAAACGUAAUAAUUACUUUAAUAUUUCCCAUUAAUGAAAUGUAGAACUUGUUGAAUGAUAAGACUUAUUAAAUAGUUAUAAAUAUUAGAUUCCCAUUUUCGUAACAAAGGCAGAUAACUUUGAUAUAAAUAAUAUUGUAAUAAUUACUACUAGCUGUAUGAUCAAGUUACAUCUACGUUCAAUCAGCUUAAUUGAUUUCACAAUCAUGUUUAUAUCUGUAAUAAUUAUCUAGAAAAUAAAUAAUUCUCUAUCGUU